GUGGGCCAGCCAGCCCAUCAGAAAGGCAGCCUCAGUGUUAGUUAACACUUCACUGUCGGAGAGUGGGGUAAAGACAAGAGAAAAGCAAGGCCCGAGAUUUGACAAUAACCUUAAAAAAGGAGAAAAUGUUACAGAGGACGGCGUCCAAUGUGUCAGACAAAGUAAAGAGCAGCAAGCCAAAGCGCUCCACCAGCUUUGGCAGGUUUGAGGGUCUCAGACAUCACUCUUCACAAGCCAAACUAGAGGAAAAUGGAACAACUGCGCUUCCAGAAGAAAGUGAGAUUUUGGACCCAAACAAAUCAGCUGGACUUGGGAAGAAGAUGAAGGCAAUUUCUCUGACCAUGCGCAGAAAAAUGGGCAAAAAACACGCCAAGUCUUUUUCUGAGGAGGCAGGUGAUGACACAGAUAAAGACCCAGAGGCAGAGACAGAGAGUGGCCCACCAGCUGAGAAAAACUCUGCAAAGACAAGCAACUCCUUAGAGAGUCUUUACAGCGGCCAGAGCUCCUCUAGUUCAGGUGGUGUGACCAGCGAGUCCAACGGUUCUGGUCAGAGAGACAGUCUGAGGCUGGAGGAGGACGGCUCUUAUCAGGGACAGUUCUGUGGCAGAGCUCGCGUCCACACAGACUUUGUCCCCAGCCCGUAUGACACAGACUCCCUCAAACUCAAGGUCGGUGACAUCAUCAACAUCAUCAGUAAGCCUCCGAUGGGCAUCUGGACAGGCAUGCUUAACAACAAAGUGGGCAACUUCAAGUUCAUAUAUGUAGAUGUUUUGGUGGAGAAAGAGGAACCAGAGGAAGCUCCCAAGAUCAGACAACAGAAGCUGUGCAAAAGACCUCGGCCUAAAACGUUGCUGGAGUUACUGGAGCGACUGAAUCUCGAGGAGUAUGCCUCUGCCCUGCUGCUAAACGGCUACCAGACAGUGGAGGACCUGUUGCACCUGCAGGAGAAACACCUGAUAGAGCUGAACGUCAAAGAUCCCGAGCACAGACGCAAGCUGCUUGCUGCUGCUGACUGCCGCUACACAGGUGAUGAUGUCAGGGAUGCAGAGGAGCACAGAUCUUCCCACAGUCUACAGGAAGAAGACAGCGACUGUCCCAGAGACUCAGGUUGCUUCAUCCCAUCUGAAUGUUCAGAUAGCAAGGAGGACACAGAGCAGCUCACAGAAACUGUGCACUCUUAGUGUGAUUACUUUUUAGAUAGAUACUUUGAAAAUUUGAAUUCAGUGUUGGGUAUUUUCUUAUCAUGGUUUCAACAAUUAUUGCCCAAUUUUCCUCAAAAUGUCAUGUUUAUAUUCCUUAUUACAACAAGCCAAAAGCUAAUGCAAAAGCUUGUUAAAAGUGUGAUAGGAAGAACAAACAACAAAUAUUCUAUCUUAUCCAUAUGUCACUUUAUCAAUUUAUUACUCACGUUGUAAAUUUUGAUUUCCAGAGUUUUCUUUAUUCUAUGUUGUUGAAAAAGUGAUAUUUCAUUGAUUAAAUGUCACUUGUAUUUAUUCAGUGUUUUUCUCUCCAUAUAAAGUCUUUAUUUAUCACAUCUGCAUCAUUUUGAUCUUUCACAUCAAAUCCAAUCUCAAUUCAACAUCCAGUGUAAUCUUUUUUUCUUUUUCUUUCUAUGAAUGAAGGGAUGUUGGUGAAGGGAUGUUUUUGAAAUGUAGUGUCUGGGUUUAAACAUUGCUUAUUCAAAUAUUGCCUGUAAUGUAUACUGUACAGAAAAAAUGUAUGUUAUUUUCUGAACGUGUGUGUGUGUGUGUGUGUGUGUGUGUGUGUAUGAACCAUAGACUGUAAAAAUUAGGUAUGAACCGAUGUGAAAGUCAGUAUUCAACUGUUUUCACAUUUUUUGGAAAUAAAAUCAAAGAGAUACAAUCAAAUGUAA
Molecule: messenger RNA, 1873 nt
Organism: Perca flavescens (yellow perch)
Lineage: Eukaryota; Metazoa; Chordata; Actinopteri; Perciformes; Percidae
Gene: samsn1a
Product: SAM domain, SH3 domain and nuclear localisation signals 1a
Exons: 8
Coding region: 126-1181 (351 amino acids)
Molecular function (GO): protein binding
Source: RefSeq, a predicted model, not a curated record